Molecule: messenger RNA, 258 nt
Organism: Adineta ricciae
Lineage: Eukaryota; Metazoa; Rotifera; Eurotatoria; Adinetida; Adinetidae
Source: the annotation of a GenBank genome assembly
AUGACAAGUUACACACUAGGACAGAAAUAUAUUUCACCAACGAAACCAGAACGUGGCGUUUUUCCUUUGGAUCAUGAAGGUGAAUGUAAAGAAACCAUGUUGAAAUAUAUGUUGUGUUUAUCGCGUAAUGAUAACAAACCCAGUUUAUGUCAAGCAGAAUCCAAAGAUUAUUUUCAAUGUCGAAUGGAUCGAAAUCUGAUGAAAAAACACGAAUGGGAAGAUUUAGGAUAUUCCAACGAACAACAACGAAAGACUUAA